AUGUAUCCACAGGUGCAAAACACUUACCAACUCUCUCCAGAAAUCGAGGAGCAGUGUGCCUUGUUCCAGUAUGAGCGAUUGCUGAGGUUACCCCAAAAUGAGAACUACAAAGAGAUAGUAACUGCUUAUGAAACAACAGAUGAGAUUGUGUCCAGUCCUCAAACUGAAGUGGAACCAGUCCCUAUGACCACAGGCACACCUACAGAUCCAUCCAUUUCAUCACCAGUCCCAGAGGUACCACAGGCUGAUUUGAAAGUGCUUGAUGUGACAGAAAACAGUGCACGGCUACGGUGGACCAACACAUUUCCCCAACAACCUCACCUCUAUGACCUUAGUGUCACCUCACUUGCUGACCAAGUUCUAGUUGUCAAACAAAAUGUCACCGGGACUGAAAGAGUCAUUGGAGGGCUACAGAGUGGACAACAAUAUAAGGUCACAAUCAUAGGCCACCAUCCGGCACAUGGCCAGGUCACUUACCAUGCAAUAUUUACCACCAGUAAAUCUCAACAAAAGCCAGCAGCUGUGUCCAGUAUAAAUAUGCCAAUGAACACAGAACCUCUGAACACUCCAGAAAUUGAUCCUUGUGGGCUAGACCUGGACAUGGGCACUCAGUGCAAGGACAUUCAGGUUAAGUGGUUCUUUGACAAGACAAACAAGAUUUGCACCCAGGUUUGGUAUGGAGGGUGUGGUGGUAAUGCCAAUAGAUUUGACACUGAAGCUGAAUGCUUGAGCAGGUGUCUUAAGACAAGUGAGAAGAAUGUCCAAGUCUCAGCCCUUGAAGGAAAGUCACUGCCAGGCUCUCUGGUCUGUAACUUGCCAAAGGAGGACGGAACCUGUAGGGACUUUACCCUGAUGUGGUACUAUGACCCACAAACCAAGAGCUGUACCCGGUUUUGGUAUGGAGGCUGCGGUGGAAAUGACAAUCGGUUCAAGACACAAAAAGAAUGUGAAAAUACUUGUAUUCCAGUGUCUAUGAACGCUGGUGUGGUCUCUGCUAUCGGAACAUAAGGAGAUCCCCUGUACUUACCUCUCAGGGGACACAGCCCAGGACGCACUGCCCUCUCCUUCACCUUGUGUCCCAGCAGCCUGAACCCCUGCGGGAUGAGAGGGGAAUUACACAGUUUAUCAAUAUGGUGCUAAUAUUUCUAUGGACUUGGUGCUUACUGUGGCCUGGUGUCCUAAACCCUUUCACUGCUGGAAAGAGCUCUGCUACAUUGCCCAUCAUAUCAUCCUUUGCACUCUGCAGCCUUGAAAGGGUUACUUGGCAGUCCGUAUGCUCAGUAACAACUGUCAAAGGCUAAUACAUGUCAGUUAUUUUUUAUAGUUCCAAACUCAAUUUGUUAAUAUUUUUGCCACUAGACUACCUUGUAUUUCUCACCUAUAUUGUUCCCUAUCAAAGCCUGUCAUCACUGACAUGUAAAGCACAGGACCAGCAAUGAAUGAUUUAACUAAAAUAUAUAUAUAUAAAAAUAUAUAUACAUAUCCAGCAUAUCCAAAGCACAAUCCCUUCCACUGCCCACAUAUUGCACACACCUACAGAUCCUUCAUGAUGUGUAUACCUUUCCCUUGGAGAUGAAGAUUAAAAGCCCCCUGUUGCUAGAUAUAUAUUUUGAAGCCUACUCUGGCAGUGAAAGGUUCAAACUCUAGGUUUUACCACUUAUUAAGUAGUGAGUUUAUUCUACAGCAACAAAGCAACCCUUGCUGCUGUAACGGAAUGCCGGGGAUGAACAGUGCAAAAUCACUGCAGCAUUCAUUUUGACGAUUUUGUUUUUUGUUUUGUUUUGGGGUUUUGCUGGGUGUUAUUUUUUUUGUUUAAUUUGAGGUUUUUGGAGGGGUGAGACUAAAAAUGAGGCCUUCAUGAUAUUGUUUUUGUUUUUUUAAGACCAAAAGAUUUUACAAAAAAGUUUGAAUAAAGGCUCAAGAGGUGUCCAA
Messenger RNA from Bombina bombina (fire-bellied toad), 1932 nucleotides. Its product is annotated as collagen alpha-3(VI) chain-like. Lineage: Eukaryota; Metazoa; Chordata; Amphibia; Anura; Bombinatoridae. Bases 1 to 1008 code for a protein of 335 amino acids. The record is from RefSeq and is a predicted model, not a curated record. Gene Ontology annotation, molecular function: protein binding; serine-type endopeptidase inhibitor activity. The transcript has 8 exons.